CUCCUAUAACAAAUUUUUUUUAAAAAAAUCACUAACCGGACAGUCUCAUAUGACCAAAAAAAUGUAAAGAGGACAAAUGAGCCAGGAGCGUGGACUAUACAGUGAAGGAAAGUAAAAGAUUCUCUACGUGGGAGCUCACCACCAGCAACACGUGUACACCCACUAUUUGCAGACGCCACUUCCAAAAAACAUAAGAUAAUCCAAUUCCAGAUAUUGGCAACACCAAAAACCCACCAGCUGCCACGUACUCCCCAGAUAUUUUUUUUGAGCCACGAAAAAGAUAUUUUCGGGAGUUUGAAGGGGCACGUGGCUUCCAGAGAUCGCACUUGCAUCCCCCCAGCGGCUGACGUCCGUACUCCACAACGCAGAAUCAAAAUCCAUCAAUAAAGCUCUCCCACGCGUCCACCAACCAAUUCCAGCCUUCCACGUCUCUGAUUCUACACAAUGAUGGGAGGCAAUUGAUAUUUUUUGGAGGAUUCUCGGCCCUACACGUGUCCUGGGUCCUAGAUCUGCUAUAUAAGGAGCUCCGUAGACGAGCUUUCCUCCUCCCCCUUGUAGGCGCUGUUUUUACGCCGUUUUGAUAUGACACUUUAUUACAAGAAAAGAUACGCUGUCGGAAAAUGAGUGUCAGCCCGAAUCGGAAACAGAAGCUUUGCAGGAUCCAUGAUUCUUCCGGGUCGGACGACUCCGGGAUACUUAACGAACGGAUCCUUGUUCUUGUUCUCCACUGUAUUAAGUGGGAUAUCCAUGUUCUCUGUCAAAUGGCUUCCGUUUGUAGGAAGCUCCGAGCCGUGGCCAAACGGCUGCUCUGGCGGGAGCUCUGUGUUUACCGGGCGCCGCGCAUGAUGACCGCAUUGAUCGACGGCGCGCCGGGUAGCACCCGGGUCGGAGGCGGCGGCUGGCACUCGAUGGCUAAGCUGCUAUUCUUUUGCUGCGGGUGCCAUUCCACGCCGCAUUUUAAGGUGAAGGAGAAUCUGUCCGGACAUUUCGUUAAGGAGUCGCGGUUUUCGAAGACCUCCGGUCGGAGCUUUCUGGUGAAGAAGUGCCGGAACGACGUGUUGUACGUGAGCGAUCCUUGCGAGCAUACGACGGCGGCAGAUAGGGACGAUUUGGGGAUUUAUAGAGGAGUUUUUGGUGGGUUUAUGAAGUCGAAGACGCGAGCUUGUUUGAUUGGGCGCCGAGUCGCGCUGGAGGAGCUGGUUCGGUGUCCUUACUGUGGGGCUCGGGUCUGGAGCAUGACCACGGCUCGGCUCAUUCCUAAAAGCGCGGAGAGACGGCUUGGCGCCCGUGACAAGGGAAUCGAGUUCUUCGUCUGCGUCAACGGCCACUUGCACGGGAGUUGUUGGCUCGUGCCGUUGUCGGACGACGACGACGAUGAAAACGGUUUGGAUUCUGAGUAUGACGACCAGACCGGCGACGACGACGAGCCGGAGGAGAACGGGACGAUGAACGGUGAGUUUCCACACUGAAAUCAUUAUAUAGUAUUAUAUUCCUGGUUGAUUAGCUUUGACCGUCCCAGUCAGCCGAGCUUCGAGCUGAGUGAGCUCUUUUGGACUGAGCCAAGUUGGCCCAUAAGUUCGUCGGAGAAAUGAUUGUUAGCUGGGCCAGCUAGCGAAUAUCAACUGAUGGCCGUUCUUUGUUGAUUCACAUUAUUUUGUUUUUCCAAUGGGCCGAACGUUUUUGUGAUUUUGAGUUGUGGAAUGUGGAGUGAAUGAUAUGGGGAGGUGUAGAAGAAGAUUUGACCCACAGAUUUGAGGGAGGAUUUUUGUGGGCUAAUUAACUUGAAGAAUUUUGGGCACUAAUUAAAUCUUUGAUUAUGUAUUACCACUAGUACAUGGGAUGGGAAGUUCUUGAAUGGCAUGUGAUUUCACUGGUUACACCACUCAGAUUAAUCAUUAUUAUGUUCCAAAUAAUGCGAUUAGAUGCAUGUUCUUUUUUUACUUGGAAUUUAGCUGUCGGCAUAAUGAUAAUGCCUAGUAGUAGUAGUAUGUUGUGUGAUGAGAGUUUUUGUUUGAAGGGUUCUUCUGCUACGUGGUGGUUCUGCAUGCUUUUAAUCUUUCACCGCUUAAUACUACGUAUUUUUGUUGCUAUUUUUACACGUUUUCUCACUUUAAAACGACAAUUUAAUUAAUGAAAAAAAGGGAAAUGAAAAUGUAACUUGCAAACCAAAUGUUGGGCUGGGUUUUCGGAUUCCACGUCCACUCCCUUGUUGGGCCUUAUGAUGCAAUCCUUUCCAUACACUUUUGCGGUAUUAAUGCAAGGAUCCGUUAGUGUUUAACUUUUGAGUCGUUAUUUUUUAAAGAAUUCACAGUUCACCAAUGAUAAUUUAUCCAAUAUGGUUGGUGGUAAUUGAUAUAAGCUCGCUUUUAUAUUCUGUCAGCCG
Molecule: messenger RNA, 2383 nt
Organism: Oldenlandia corymbosa var. corymbosa
Lineage: Eukaryota; Viridiplantae; Streptophyta; Magnoliopsida; Gentianales; Rubiaceae
Source: the annotation of a GenBank genome assembly